AUGACGACAUUAACUACGUUCACCUGUUUUCCGGAGUUGCCGCCAGAGCUUCGAGAGAUGAUAUGGAUCGAAGCACUCACGGCCUCGCCAUGCGUGUGGUAUGCCAACAAGAACUGCUUCUACGGAUACGAGGAAGAAGAGAGAAAGGCGAGGGAUCCAUUCUUCACCCGCAUCAGCAAGUCGCCGCCUGAGUGUCGCACAGGCUUUACCAACAGAGAGUCCUGGUCCUUACUCCACAAGGUCUAUGACAGAAGACACUGCAUUGCAGAGCAUCCGCCGCUGUCCGGGGUCUACUGGGCAGAUUUCGGCAAGACCUUGUUCCACCUCGACAACUGGGAAACAGGGAUCUUCACACUGAUGGCCCUUGAGAACGCAUUUCUCGAAAGAAUCGAGCACGUCGGAUUGGAGUGGCGCAUGAGGUCCCAGAUGGGAGAAGUUUGCCAGUUCCUCGCCGCCCAUUGUCCGAGGCUGAAGACGAUCACUUUGCAGAAGCGAGACUGGCAGCUCAGCUAUUACCACGGUCCGCUCUUGGGGUCUGAUCCGACCGCCUUUUGUGAAUGGAUCCUGGGCUAUGAGGGUCCUGAGAUUACGCAUGACGUGAAGGACAAGUCGGAGCUCCGCGAUGAACUGAUGGACUAUUGGGAGGGAUCCGGGAGGAAAAGGCCUAAGAUGCAUCUUGUUUCGUCUUGCUCCCCGAACUUCAACUUCAUUCCACAUCCCACAGCCGGGAAGCUGUUCGUGAAAUUUUCUUGA
Messenger RNA from Colletotrichum gloeosporioides, 753 nucleotides. RefSeq lists its product as uncharacterized. The coding region runs from base 1 to 753 and encodes 250 amino acids. The record is from RefSeq and is a predicted model, not a curated record. The transcript has a single exon. NCBI's taxonomy places the organism in Eukaryota, Fungi, Ascomycota, Sordariomycetes, Glomerellales, Glomerellaceae.